GAUGACAAAUCGGGUAAAAACACGAACGGAAUUCACAACAUGGGAUUGAAUGGAGAUGCAUCAAGAGAAGAUGAUCUAACGAUGAGUCCAAGAAUAGGAUGUUGUUUAUGUAGGCAUCGAAGCUUAGAAAUUUCACGUUUACCUUCUAAUUCAAUGCCUUCUACGUCAAGAAACAAUACAAUCAACGACACAAAGAUGAACAAACAAAAGAGAAGCAGGAGCGUGGGAAGCUCUGAUAAUUUUAUUCCUACUCCUUCUUCAUUGAAUAGUAGUAUUAGUGGAAAUUUGACAAUGCCUUCUCGUAUGCAGUCAAGAAAUGGUAGCUCUCGUAGAAGUGGAACUCCAAUAAUGUACUCUAAUUCAUCUGGGAGGUUAAAACCUCCACCAAUUGAGAAAAAUAUUGAAUGUACCCUUGAUGAAUUGUGUCAUGGUUGCAAGAAAACGGUCAUGAUUACAAGAGAUGUCCUCACAGAUAUCGGGGGUGUAGUUCAAGAGGAGGAACUAUUAACAAUAAAUGUACAACCAGGAUGGAAGAAAGGAACAAAGAUUAAAUUUGAAGGAAAAGGGAAUGAGAGACCUAAUUAUGCAUACUCAGAAGACAUAAUAUUUUAUAUAUCUGAGAAAAGACAUCAAUUAUUUAAAAGAGAAGGGGAUGACUUGGAAUUAUGUGUUGAAAUUCCCUUGCUAAAGGCACUUACAGGAUGUACAAUAUCAGUUCCAUUGCUGGGUGGAGAGCAUAUGGAUUUGACACUAGAUGAGAUCAUAUACCCCGGCUAUCAGAAGAUUAUUACUGACCAAGGUAUGCCAAUUUCAACAGAACCAGAGAAGAGAGGAAACUUAAGAAUUACAUUUCUUGUUGAGUUUCCAACACAUCUCACAGAUAAUCAAAGAUCUGAUGUUUUUGGUAUUUUACAGAAUUCUUGUUAGUUAACUGAAAGCAUUUUUUUUAUUUGUGAUGCCCUCUUUAUUGUUGAAUAGAGUAAACUUCUCAAAACUUUUGGAGGAUCAUAAACUGCAAAAGUAAAACAAAGCUUUCUAGUUAGGAAAGUAAAAAAUUUAUGUUGAAACUUGAAACCAGAUUUUUUAUAAAAGGUCUGCAACCGUGAUUUGAAACGCAACAUCGAGUUUUUUAUGGUUCCACGACCACAACACGACUGAUGUAUAAUGUGCAUCGGUCAAAUUUAAGCGCAAUACCACAUUAUUUCAAUUUCGACUUCAAAUAUAACGUGGUAUAUAACUUUGUUCUUUAUCGCGGUUUUACUGGAAAUGCAUAAAUAAGCUAUAUAUAUUGGUUUACUGAGCAGGACUAAGAACUACUUGC
Messenger RNA from Medicago truncatula (barrel medic), 1321 nucleotides. Its product is annotated as dnaJ homolog subfamily B member 13. The record is from RefSeq and is a predicted model, not a curated record. Gene Ontology annotation, cellular component: cytosol. Bases 40 to 927 code for a protein of 295 amino acids. Gene Ontology annotation, molecular function: protein-folding chaperone binding. NCBI's taxonomy places the organism in Eukaryota, Viridiplantae, Streptophyta, Magnoliopsida, Fabales, Fabaceae. The transcript is spliced from 2 exons.